Pseudocercospora fijiensis CIRAD86 is the source of this 969-nucleotide messenger RNA. RefSeq lists its product as uncharacterized. NCBI's taxonomy places the organism in Eukaryota, Fungi, Ascomycota, Dothideomycetes, Mycosphaerellales, Mycosphaerellaceae. The record is from RefSeq and is a predicted model, not a curated record. The transcript has 3 exons. Gene Ontology annotation, molecular function: 3'-5'-DNA exonuclease activity. Gene Ontology annotation, cellular component: cytosol. The coding region runs from base 1 to 969 and encodes 322 amino acids.
AUGGCCUCCACAACCAACGGCGAAAAGCCAAGCCUCCGAUACGCAGAUAUCGGCAUCAAUCUCUCAGACCAGAUCUUCCGCGGCUGGCAACAUGGCAAGAAGGCUCACGACGACGACCUCGAAUCGGUCGUCCAACGCGCACGCCAUGCUGGAGUACGAAAGAUGAUGGUCACUGGCUCCGAUCUCGUGGAAAGCAAGAACGCCGUCAAACUCGCAGAAGCCUAUCCCGGUCUCUGCUAUGCAACCGUCGGUGUACAUCCUUGCUCGGCGAAGACGUUCGACAAUCACGAAGGAGGACCAGAAAAGCUGCUUGAAGAGCUGAAGAAGCUGGCACAAGAGUCAAGAGACGCAGGCACUGCAACAGCUUUUGGCGAAAUAGGCCUGGACUAUGAUCGUCUACAGCACGCAAGUAAGGAGACACAGAUGAAGUACUUCGAGAUGCAGCUCGAUUUGGCUGCAGAGCUACACAUGCCGCUGUUCCUACACAUGCGUGCCGCCUGGGAUGACUUCAAAGCUCUCCUGGAGCCGCGACUGCAGAAGUUCCCCAAGCGCGGCGUCAUUCACUCCUUUACAGGCACGCUGCAAGAAAUGCAAAAUAUCGUCCAGCUCGGCUUCGAUGUUGGCAUCAACGGGUGCAGUCUGAAAACCGAGGAUAAUCUUGCGGUUGUGAAAGAGGUGCCAAUGCAUAGGUUGCAGAUCGAGACUGAUGGUCCCUGGUGCGAGAUCAGGCCAAGUCAUGCUGCGAGUGUCCAUCUGAAGGACCUACCUACUGAUAUGCAGCUUCCCAAGGCUGUGAAGAAAGAAAAGUGGACAAAGGAUACGAUGGUCAAAGGUCGUAACGAGCCUUGUGCCAUAGGCCAUGUAGCGUGGGUUGUUGCCAAAGUGAAAGGCCUGCCAGUUGAAGAAGUCGCUGAAACUGCAUGGAACAAUUCCAUCCGCAUGUUCUCUCUUGGAGAGUCCUCCAGCUGA